Symbiodinium sp. CCMP2592 is the source of this 1686-nucleotide messenger RNA. The record is from the annotation of a GenBank genome assembly. Lineage: Eukaryota; Dinophyceae; Suessiales; Symbiodiniaceae.
AUGUCCUGGCUUUGCCGGCUCCCAAAGCGGCCCUAUGAGGUCAGUGAGAUAGGCCUCCAAGGUGUGCCGUCCGAACCUGCAGCCGAGCAAGUCGAUCGAGCUGUCGAGCGGCCACGUCGACGUUUGAAGCGGCUGGCCGAGGAGAGGUCAGAGUCGCAGCUCUUUUGGGAUGUCCCAGAGGGCGAAAGGCCACACGUAAAUGCCGGCAACAUCGACCUUUCCGAUGGGGCCCCACCUCCGAGCCUGCCCCGUGGCGGCGCUCCCUUCCGGUUUCAGUGGCGCGUGGGGCCCACUGUAGCAAAGGCCCCGGAGCCCUCCCUGGAGCCGGUUCCUGUGCCUUCAGACUCAGCGAGCGCACGCGGAUCCGGCGGAGCAGGAGGCGGACCCAAGGAGGGAUCGAGCAGGGACGGAGAUGGCCUGGAGACAGAGGCUGCAGAGCCCCUGUCCUCGCGGCCUCUUAGGGAAGCGCCGCUGGAAACUUGGCCGGGAGAUCUCGAGAGCUGCAGUAGCCCAGCCCGUCGCCGUGCUCUGCCUCGAAGCUUUGCGUCGAACCCUUCCGCGUCAUCUGCCAUGCUUCCAGUGCUGGAGAUCCCCGAGAGCCACAGGCCGGACGAAGCAGCGGUGCUCAUCGACGAAGGGACGGAAGAGGAGGAGACUUGGGCAAGGCCCCGAACUCCCGGCGGUCGCAGUCGCCGGCGCUCCACCGGGGGAGAGGACAUGCAGAUUGCUCGGCUCCUCCAGUUGGAGGAAGCGGCGGAGGCCGGGGUGCUGCCAGCGGAGCUUCUCGGGGCGCUGCCCAGGCCGUGCGUUGCGGGACAUUGGCGUGAGUCGCCAAUGGACCGUACGCUUAUCGCCGCUGUCUCACAAGGGGGUGCGCUGGCGACAGCAGUGGCUGAAUCAGUCGACCGGCAGAGCGCCAGGAUCCGCGGUGCACGCCGGUUCGCUGUUACAAGAGCUGCUUGCACCAUGAUCUGCCGCGGAUGUCACUCUGACAUACUGCCUGGAUGCCUGAUGAUCGUCUGCAAAAGAGAUCCGUUGGGUCAUCGAACUCAUCCUGCACAUCUAGCGUGUCUGCCGCUGAUUCGGGGGCUGACCAGGCAGUCUGCAGGUCCUGGUCACGACGACGUGCAGUUCGAUGCUGGUCUGGAUGCUGCUGCCAGGUCAGCAGCCAUCUCGGCAGUGGAGCAGCUCCCGGGGCCUGCCGGCGCUUUUCCCCCAGAUCUAGAUCUGCAAGCACUCUCCGCGGAAGCCUUCCCGGAGGACCCAGUGCCGGCCGAAGCAUCGGGCCCCGUUCGACGAGGUGGAGCUGCGAGGGGCGAAACCUCCCGACGGCGCCUCCAAAGCCAGCUCCAGGCGCGGCUGCAGAACGGCGGCGACUUCACGGCCGAGGACUAUGAGCUCCUACUCCAAUUGGACGAGAGCUCCAGCAGCGGUGCGGCAAGGGCAGAGGAGAAGUGUCUCCAGCAAAGUCUCGUCGCAGCGCUUCCUCUGUCGAAAGUGGCUGCGGGCAGCACCAUUGCUCAGUGCAUGAUCUGCCUCGAAAACAUGGAGGUCGGAGCCAAGAUACGAACUCUCCCUUGCAUGCAUGUUUUUCACCGCAAAUGCAUAGAUCGAUGGCUGUGCGAGCCCGGGCGCAAACCUCGGUGCCCGAUCGAUCAGGUCGAAGUGCGGCUGGCCGCGGGCUGA